CGGGUUGGAUGAAAUUGGUAUUGGGAUCCCGGAGCUUCCAAAGGGACCGUCGAAAAAUGCGUUCCGCAAUCGACAGUGUGCUGUGUGCCAUCGAACAUAGGGUUUAAGGUUUCAGAUCGGCGCCUCCGUCGCAGUCCCUUCAAUUCUUCCAAAAAUGGCGUCGUCCAAAGCCCUACUUCGCACCGGCGUUUCUUUCAUGUCCCGAUGCCUUAGCCGCAAUCUCCUCUCCAAUUCGAGUCAAGUCGUCUCUCAGAGCUCCGAAUUGGUCGCUCCGCCGAAGUUCUUGCCUUCUGUAUUCACACCUGAGCUCCACAAGAAGACGACGCCUUUAUACUUUCCGGUGCAUCAGAACGGCGUUGAUCCGCUGCAAAAGCUCUCCUCCGCCGGGUUCUUAUACCCUUCCGGCCUUCCUUCUCUUCCAUUCUUCCUUCCCGACGGCAAUGAGUCUUCAUCAAGUGAACCUAUGCUUUUGCUUCCAAAGCGGACCUACCAACCAAGCAACAUCAGGCGCAAAAGAAAUCAUGGAUUCUUUGCUCGAAAAUCGACUAAGGGAGGCAGAAGAGUCAUUGCCCGAAGAAUCGCCAAGGGUCGCUUUAGGAUCACAGCAUAAUGAAUAUUAGUUUCUACUUUUGCAUUUAAAUAAUUUUGAUCCACAUUUUAUGAAGGAAGGACUGACUAUGUUGCUUUAAGGUUCAGUAAAACAUUUGUGCUUGACACAGACUUGUUUACAUGAUUUUGAUUUAUAAUCUAUGUGUGUAGCUUAAUGACUUA
Messenger RNA from Andrographis paniculata, 771 nucleotides. RefSeq lists its product as uncharacterized. NCBI's taxonomy places the organism in Eukaryota, Viridiplantae, Streptophyta, Magnoliopsida, Lamiales, Acanthaceae. Gene Ontology annotation, biological process: translation. Gene Ontology annotation, molecular function: structural constituent of ribosome. Bases 155 to 610 code for a protein of 151 amino acids. The record is from RefSeq and is a predicted model, not a curated record. The transcript has 3 exons. Gene Ontology annotation, cellular component: ribosome; mitochondrial large ribosomal subunit.